Molecule: messenger RNA, 3393 nt
Organism: Babesia ovata
Lineage: Eukaryota; Apicomplexa; Aconoidasida; Piroplasmida; Babesiidae
Product: ADA2-A transcriptional co-activator SAGA component
Exons: 1
Coding region: 1-3393 (1130 amino acids)
Biological process (GO): regulation of transcription by RNA polymerase II; chromatin remodeling
Cellular component (GO): nucleus
Molecular function (GO): zinc ion binding; chromatin binding; transcription coactivator activity
Source: RefSeq, a predicted model, not a curated record
AUGGAGAAUUAUGGAGUUGAGGUGAAUUCCACGCAGCGCAGGGGCCACUCUGGCGCCCCCGGGUAUUGGAGUAGAGACGUAUCCCAUGAAAAGGACGGCAUCCAAGCUACCGAAGACGCGCCCGCUACACAUGAUGCGGAGCGUCCUUGGUCAUCAUCGCAACCGGCUUCCGCGACAACUUCGGAUGCAGCUCCACCAGAAUCCGGUGGGUGUGAGGAGUCGGCCGAAAAUGACAACGGAACUUCAGAAGAUGAGUCAGAUGGAUAUUCAGAGUCGCCAAUCGCCCAUCCGGAGCUCGAGGUAAAGAAUCUGCAAUCCACUCCCGAGGAGUGCUCUACGGAUGGCACCACUAACUCCGAGAUCUAUGACCCGAGUUACCAGACGUGUGAUACGGAUAAGUUACGCUCAACUUCGUGUGGAAGGGGAGACGGUGUAUCACCUGACGGCAAUGUCGCGGACGUUGAGGCUGAGCCUGACGCGCGAGAUUCCGCCGCUGUAGAGGAUUACUCCAGCGAUUCAUCUGACACAAUCGAAAAUGUUGACAUCGAUUGCAGCGAAUCUGGCGAUAUGGGUAGUGCUGAAUCGUACAUGAAUGAUUCCGCCGCCGCAAGCUCUUACACCAGUGACGCCUAUGAAGAAGGAAAUAAAGACGACGAUAACGCAGAUGUUGACAUUGAGUGUAGCGAUUUGGACGAUGAUUAUGGAACGGCGUUCGGUGUCCAUACUGGUGGAGCACAUCCGGGCCUCGACUGUGCGGAGAGCUCAGAUUCCCUUGAUUGCAGUUUAGGUUACAGUGAUGAUUUUAGCGAUUAUUUUGAGACACCAACCCCAGUCUCUCUUGGUAAGGCCAUCAGAGGCGGUGGAUCCCCGGUUACUGAUGCCAGUAAGGGUGGCGGAAUCGAGGCUUCUGAGUUAAGGAAAAGCGAUGUAGCCGGGACUCCUGAUUUGAGGAAAAGUGAUAUAGCCGGGGCUUCCGAGUCAAAGAAAUGUGAUACAGCCCCCGUCACUGAGGUAAAAAAAGGUGGCGGAGCCGAGGCUACCGAGAAGAAUCCUAGCGAAUCCGAACUCGCUGCGUCUCAUCAAGUGAACCGUCGUACGGAUAUGGAUGCCAUUGACGCAGGCGAUAAAAAUCAUAAGGCUGUAUAUUCAAGUGAACAUGUGAAACCCGCUUACGACACCAUUGAACUCCUUUCAGUUGCAGAGCCCGCUGUUUCUAGCACAGAUGUACCGUCCUCUGCUAAAGUGGAUCACGUUGAGAAUCCCAAGCCCCCUGCACCUAAGGUCAGUGUGUCCCAGGCUGGAGCAACCCUUCAUUCUUCGGAGAAUGCGUUGUUGGGAAGCAAGGAGAAGUUGGCGCCCCCUAAUCCCCCCUCAGUACACCCCUUCUGGCGCCCUUCGCCGCCGGAAGGAGCCCGGCCAACGCCAAACCGCGAUGCUAGCACCGUAACCAAUAGCAAAAGUGAAGAAACGCCCCGGCCCCAGGGUUUAGGCCAGCGACUCACUAAUGAUUUCAAAAAGGCGCAAUUUAUAUCUGAUUUGCGUCGGAUGUCUGCAGACGGCUUCACGAAGAGUGUGGUAAAGGUUGAGCAGGCUCCCACGGCUCCGGCGCCCGUGGUAGCAGUUGCUCCGCCACCAGGCAAUAACAGGGGAUAUGAUGUGGUACCCGAAUCGCCCAGUAGCAUAACCUCUCGGCUCGUAAAGGAAGAAGUCGAACAAUACGUCGGAGGUGUGGAGAAGUACUGCAUGUGGAAUUUGAACCCCAAUACAGGCGAACAUGAAUUCGAUCCCGGACCACUAGCCCUAGACUUUUAUUGUAAUGCGUGCCAGUGCUCUCUCCCGCUUGGAACGUUUCGCAUUCGUUGUGUGGAAUGCGUUGACUUUGAUCUUUGCAUCCCGUGCGCAUGCAAAGGAGCCGAAAAGAACGAGCACAGAAACACCCACAAGUACAUACCCAUCGCUCCGAAUUCGUUUGCAAUUUUCGGAGACUGGAAUGCCGAUGCCGAGCUGCUGCUGCUGGAGGGUAUCAGUAAAUACGGGUUCGGCAACUGGAAUCAGGUGGCCGAGAUGGUUAAUCGCAGGUGCACCAAAAACAAGUCGGCCACGGAAUGCGAGAACCAUUACAACGAGUUUUACAUUCAUUCGCCUUUUAGUCCAUUUCCCGACGUGCGUCGCAUGCGCUCUCCAGUGAAGAGCCAGGGAGCCUUCCAGCGCCUAAACGGUUUCUUCAACUUGGUGCAAAAAGCCCACGGUGAUGAGAAGCCGAGGACAGAAAAGCCACUGGCCGAUGUCGACGAGAACGUUCACCACGUCGACUUGAUUCCUCGUGCCGUGAACAUGAGGGCCACCGUUGGUCCGAGGCUUAAGUUCUUCCAGAACAUGAACGGCUACAACGUGUACCGCGACGAGCUGGAGAUGGAGCACAACAACGACGCUGAGACUUUGAUAAAAGACCUCGAGUUCGAGCCUUGGGACACGCCACCGGAGAUCGACUUCAAGCUUCGGCUAGUUGAGAUUUACAACUCCAUGCUUGAUGACCGCAUUCGCCACAAGCGCAUCCUGAUUCACCGGUUUUGGCACGACUACCCGGUCAGGGAGCAAGCCUUCAAAACUAUGAACCAGAUUGAGAGGUCCGCAUACUGGCGGCUGUCGCCGCUGAUGCGGCUUCAUUCGGAGGAGGACCACAUAAAACUGACUCGUCUAAUAGUUGCGCGCAUCGAGAUAGAGAAGCGCCUGCGGUUGGUGAGCACAUGGUUUUCGCUGGGAUUGCGGACGUUUUCUGAUGUUCAAAACUUCGAUAUUCAGAAGUUCCCCUCUGCCCAUGCGGCGUACCGGAACGCGGAGCUGCAGCCCGUCGCCCGCAACCUGCUAGCCAGCGGGUUCAUGAAGGAGACCACGUUGGACGAUUUUUCCGCACAGUUGUGCGACCGGCUUUGCAACGAGCUGUGCAUAUCCAAGGACCAUGUGAACAACGUUUUGUCCGAGGUGAAUAGGCUGAACGGUGGCAUGCCCAUGCCUAGGGAGCCCAGCACUUCGGUUGUGCCUACGUGGGACUACUGCUUUGACGGCGGCAGACUGGUGGACAGGAAUGUGCAGCGGAUGGCUGCACCUCGUAUCGCACUCAACGAACCCCUCGACCCCAGCUGGCACCCCCGGCUGGUGCUGGAGGGCAACGGCCCGUAUGCGUUGCCUCCAGGGGACUUCACCAACAUUCGCUUCUCGCCUCUUUCAUCCUCCGCGGUACAACAAUCGCAGGUGAUUCCGGGGGUAAAGUCAUGCUUGUACAUAGCAAAGCUUGUGCCUCAGCUAAAAACGCGCGUGCGCAAGAACGUAUGCAAGCGCAAGCGUUCGCUGCUGGCACCUGAACCUGUGAAACGCGGUAACAACCGCAGGUAG